ACCUUUCAGAAGAAGCUUUUCGUAAGUUUCUUCUCUUUUAAAACCAACACAUUUUGGCGCUUCACACUUACACAGACUCCCCGUUUCUAAGAAGAAGUAGUAGUAAGAGUCGCUCUUCUAUUCGACUGAGUUUUUGAUUUUGGGGAGAUGGAGCAGCAGCAGAACAAGAACAUGGUGGAAGAAAACAUCGGAGAAGAAGAGAUUCUUCACGGCCCUUUCCCCGUUGAACAGCUUCAGGCGGCUGGGGUAGCUUCAAUUGAUGUAAAGAAGCUUAAAGAUGCUGGUCUAUGCACAGUUGAAGCUGUUGCAUACUCUCCUCGGAAAGAAUUACUUCUAAUCAAAGGAAUUAGUGAUGCUAAAGUUGAUAAGAUUAUUGAAGCAGCAACGAAGCUGGUUCCGUUGGGUUUUACUAGUGCUAAUCAGCUUCAUGCACAAAGGCAAGAGAUCAUUCAGAUAACAUCAGGAUCAAGAGAACUUGACAAGGUUUUAGAAGGAGGGAUCGAGACCGGGUCUAUUACUGAAUUGUAUGGUGAAUUCCGCUCUGGAAAGACUCAGCUGUGUCACACUUUAUGCGUCACUUGUCAACUUCCACUGGAUCAAGGAGGUGGUGAAGGAAAAGCAAUGUACAUUGAUGCCGAGGGGACUUUCAGGCCACAGAGACUCUUACAGAUUGCGGACAGGUUUGGACUGAAUGGUCCUGAUGUAUUGGAGAAUGUGGCCUAUGCUAGAGCCUAUAACACUGAUCAUCAGUCAAGACUUCUUCUGGAAGCAGCUUCUAUGAUGGUAGAGACGAGGUUCGCUCUUGUGGUUGUGGAUAGUGCUACAGCUCUUUAUAGAACAGAUUUCUCUGGAAGGGGAGAGCUGUCAGCUAGGCAAAUGCAUCUUGCAAAGUUUUUAAGGAGCCUGCAGAAGUUGGCUGAUGAGUUCGGUGUUGCUGUAGUUAUUACCAACCAAGUUGUUGCACAAGUUGACGGUUCUGCUAUGUUUGCUGGGCCACAAAUUAAACCAAUUGGUGGAAACAUCAUGGCUCAUGCUUCUACGACAAGACUAGCAUUGCGUAAGGGAAGGGCUGAGGAGCGUAUCUGUAAAGUAAUCAGCUCUCCAUGUUUAGCUGAAGCGGAAGCACGGUUUCAGAUAUCUGCAGAAGGUGUCACUGAUGUCAAGGACUGACUGACAGACCAUUGAUAACCCCAUUCUCUCUCUUUCUUACUUACUCCGCCAAGUCAGGCAAUCGCACUUACUACCUAAUCGGAAGAAUUGGAGAAGUUGUAUAUCUGGAAUUUGGUUUGUGCAUGGGUGGUUAUUCAAUGUAUAGUCGUAUAACAACCUGUGUUUUACGUUGAUUGAUCUUUUUUGUUUCAUUAUAUUGUCCUUGUAUAAAAACUGAGCUUAUAUUAAAUGAAAAAUUUGCAUCCCAAGCAUCAA
Molecule: messenger RNA, 1425 nt
Organism: Papaver somniferum (opium poppy)
Lineage: Eukaryota; Viridiplantae; Streptophyta; Magnoliopsida; Ranunculales; Papaveraceae
Product: DNA repair protein RAD51 homolog 1-like
Exons: 8
Coding region: 148-1170 (340 amino acids)
Biological process (GO): double-strand break repair via homologous recombination; chromosome organization involved in meiotic cell cycle; DNA strand invasion
Cellular component (GO): condensed nuclear chromosome
Molecular function (GO): ATP-dependent DNA damage sensor activity; ATP hydrolysis activity; ATP binding
Source: RefSeq, a predicted model, not a curated record